Molecule: messenger RNA, 4044 nt
Organism: Octopus bimaculoides (California two-spot octopus)
Lineage: Eukaryota; Metazoa; Mollusca; Cephalopoda; Octopoda; Octopodidae
Product: 1-phosphatidylinositol 4,5-bisphosphate phosphodiesterase beta-4
Biological process (GO): phosphatidylinositol metabolic process; release of sequestered calcium ion into cytosol; phosphatidylinositol-mediated signaling
Molecular function (GO): calcium ion binding; phosphatidylinositol-4,5-bisphosphate phospholipase C activity
Source: RefSeq, a predicted model, not a curated record
UCCCCCCCUCUCUCUCUCUCUCUCUCUCUCUCACUCACUCACUUAUAUACUCUCUGUCUCUCUACCUAUCCCCCCUCGCACUGGCUUCACUACCACAAUGCAAUCUCUCUAUCUGUCUCUCCUCUACCACUAACAAACCCUAUCACCACUACCUUCAAAGUGCUGCUCUUACCAUCUUCAACAAGACUACCAGGACUACAAUACUGCGGUGACCGACCCCCACAUAUAUAUAUAUAUAUAUAUAUAUACAAAAAACAAAAAUCUCUCUACAUGGACUCUUAAACACAACCAAGAUAACUGAUCCCCCACCCCAGCUUAGUGUCCCUGGAGGCAACGGACCAUUCCUGGCACCAUGGCCAAGCCCUUUGAGUUUCAAUGGCGCAUCCCAGUGCCGGAUUCCCUGUUAAAAGGAAAUACAUUUGACCGUUGGGAUGAGGAAAGUAACACAGUGGAAUACAACUGCCAUGUACAAGUUGAUGAAUAUGGAUUCUUUAUCUAUUGGAAAAGUGAUGGCAAGGAAGGUCAAGUAUUGGAGUGUACACAGAUCAAUGAUGUCAGGCUUGGAACAGUACCCAAGAUAAAUGAAAUGAAAACCAUGACAGAACUUGAGGGCAAAGGAUCUGGCCCAUUAGACGGCAGAACGGUAACAAUCUGCAGUGGGCUUGAUCUUGUAAACAUCAAUUACACUCCAAUGAUUGCCAGAGAUGCUGAGACAGCCAAGAUGUGGUGUGAAGGUCUAAGGAAGGUGACAACCAAUUUUAAAGCAAAACAUGUUUGUCCUAUGACAUGUUUAAAGAAGCAUUGGUUAAAACUUUGUCUAAUGGUGAACCCCAGUGGUAAAAUCCCGGUGAGAAGUAUCACCCGUACAUUUGCAUCUGGAAGAACAGAGAAAAUGAUUAUGCAAUGUUUAAAAGACUUAGGACUGCCUGGUGGGAAAAAUGAAGAAAUUGAACGAGCUGCAUUCACAUUUGAUAAGUUUUAUGAUCUUUAUCAUAAAAUCUGUCCUCGUACCGAUAUUGAGGAACUUUUUAAAGAAUUAAGCGGCGAUAAAGCAUUCUUGACAGUAAAUCAACUUAUUGACUUCUUCAAUGAAAGACAACGUGAUCCCAGACUGAAUGAGAUCCUUUUUCCGUUCUACGACCGCAAUCGAAUACUUCAGAUCGUCUCCCAAUACGAGGAGAGUGAUGAAAUGAAGAAGAAAGAAUGUUUAAGUUUAGAUGGCUUCUGUCGAUAUCUGAUGUCUGAUGAUAAUGCUCCAGUAUUUCUGGAUCGUCUUGACAUGUACCAAGACAUGGAUCAACCAUUGUCUCAUUAUUAUAUCAACUCAUCACACAACACAUACCUGACUGGCCGACAGUUCGGAGGGAAAUCCUCCGUCGAAAUGUAUAGACAAGUCCUCUUAGCUGGAUGCCGAUGUGUUGAGCUUGACUGCUGGGACGGACGCAACGAAGACCAAGAGCCCAUAAUCACACACGGCAAAGCAAUGUGUACAGAUAUUUUAUUCAAAGAUGUUAUUAAUGCAAUUAAGGAAACAGCUUUUAUUACUUCUGACCUGCCUGUCAUCCUUUCAUUUGAAAACCAUUGUAGUAAACCACAACAGUACAAAAUGGCACGAUAUUGUGAAGACAUUCUUGGUGAUUUACUAUUAAAGAGAAAAUUAGACAACUUUGAUUUAGAACCUGGCAUUCCGUUGCCUUCACCAUCAGAGCUGAAAAGAAAGAUUCUCAUCAAAAAUAAACGUCUGAAAUCUGAGGUAGAAAAAAAGCAACUAGAGAUGUUCUUGAAAGGGCAGGAACAAGCGAUUAAUGAAGACAGCGAAACUGCUGAGGAUGCAAACGCUGUUUGUGUGGUGGAUGGAGAAGAGGGACCAAUUGAAAACCCAGGUGGCCAAACUGAAACCGAUGCCCAUCCUGAAUAUAUCUUUUCAAAAUCUAGUUCAACGGAGACUGUUGAUGAUUCAGAGAAGAAGAAAGGUUUGAGCUCAUCGGGAAAAAAAGAUGCAAGUAUUGGAUCCCUGAACCAAAAUUCUCCUGAGGUUUGCUCCUCAAUAAGUUCUCCUGAGGGUGCCCUAACUGCUGACGAAGUUGCUGCCCUUAUGUCAAACUACCAAUACACGGGUGCCACAACCAACAUCCACCCUUAUCUCUCUGCUAUGGUCAACUAUGCUCAACCCGUCAAGUUCCAGUCGUUUGAAAUAGCGGAAGAGCGGAACAUCCAUUACCACAUGUCGUCGUUCAACGAGAACGCAGGUUUAGGCUAUUUAAAAACUCAGGCUAUAGAAUUUGUCAAUUAUAAUAAGCGCCAAAUGAGUCGUAUUUACCCAAGAGGUGGAAGAGUCGAUUCCAGUAAUUAUAUGCCACAGAUCUUCUGGAAUGCAGGUUGCCAAAUGGUGGCGUUGAAUUUCCAAACUCCAGACCUUGCUAUGCAGCUUAAUCAGGGAAAAUUUGAAUACAAUGGAAACUGUGGAUACCUGCUGAAACCUGACUUCAUGAGGAGGCCAGACCGGACAUUUGACCCAUUUUCAGAAAGCCCUGUAGAUGGCGUCAUUGCCGGACAUUGUUCAGUUGAGGUAAUCUCUGGUCAGUUCUUAUCUGAUAAAAAAAUUGGAACAUGCGUUGAGGUGGAUAUGUAUGGUCUACCAACUGACACCAUUCGUAAGGAAUUUCGCACCAAAGUAGUACCAAAUAAUGGUCUCAAUCCAAUCUAUAAUGAUGAGCCAUUUGUCUUCAGAAAGGUAGUACUACCUGAUCUGGCAGUUCUUCGGAUUGCUGUGUAUGAAGACACUGGUAAGCUGAUCGGUCAGCGGAUCCUGCCAUUGGACGGAUUACAAGCUGGCUAUCGGCAUAUAUCACUACGAACAGAAGGCAAUUUUCCCCUAUCAUUACCGACAGUUUUCUGUCGAAUCAUCCUGAAGACCUAUGUCCCAGAAGGCUUUGAAGAUUUUGUGUCUGCUGUGUCAGCACCAAUCCAAUUUCAAUCCAUGGCAGACAAGAGAGAACAACUUAUGCUCGGGAUGGGGAUCGAUGAAAAUGAUAUCGGGGAUGUACCUGUGGCAAAAGAGAAAAACAAAUCUACCCAGAAUGAAAAUGUCAAACCAACUCCUCAGACACCAAACGGCCCUUCCAAAGACCAAGUGAAGGAAAUUCCUAAACAGUCCAAACAGAUGACAUCAACAUCACAACCUCCACCUGCCAAAAAAGACGAGGAGCUUCAGUUUGACAAGAUAACACGUGAAAGUCUGAUGCAGGAGAAAGUCUACGUCCGUUUGAUAAAGAAACAGCAGAGAGAAGUAGAGAUAAUGAAGAAGAAACACCAGAAAGAAAAAUGUGUGAUGUCCAAACAGCAAUGUACCUCUGUCGAAAAAAUGACGGCACUCCAUGAGAAAGAGAAGGCAGCCAUGGAGAAAUCAUGGGAGAAGUUAAAGAAGAAAAAUGACGAUACCACCUUAAACAGUAAGGAAGAUAAACUCCAAGCACUGAUAGCUGCUCAAAAAUCAAAGGUAAACCUUCUGGUGUCUGAACACACCAAAGAAUGGUCAGACAUGAAUGCCAGACAAUUGAAGGAGGAACACGAGCUGAACAAGGCCCACAUUUUACAGCAGAACACCACAAAUAAUCGGCUUGUGGAGGAAGUACAACAGACCCAGUUGAAGGAAUUGGAACUGAAACAAGACAGAGACAACAAAGAACUGAGGACGAUCCAAGCCAAACAAUCGAUGGAGUCUAGCAAAGCUGUACUGAAUGACAAGUCAAUCAAGAACAAAGCUGAAAGAGACAGGAGGAUAAGAGAACUGAACGAGAACAAUACAAAGAAAUUUAUUGAAGAAAGGAAACGUUUAGCUGUAAAACAUUCCAGGCAGGUAGAAGCCAUUAAGAAAGUUCAUAGCCAACAAGCAGAAGAGUUGCAAAAGGAGAAUGAAAAAGUAAGAUCCCCCUUCUGUAAUAUUACAGAUAUCUUCUCUAUACAAAUAUUAACCAUGUCAAUGAUAGGGGUAAAAUAUGAGUUUUAAAUUAAUCAAAUAAUUAUAUAUAUUAAUUAUGUAAU